Molecule: messenger RNA, 181 nt
Organism: Candidula unifasciata
Lineage: Eukaryota; Metazoa; Mollusca; Gastropoda; Stylommatophora; Geomitridae
Source: the annotation of a GenBank genome assembly
AGACCAACAGGACAACAAUGUCCUCAGAGACCAACAGGACAACAAUGUCCUCAGAGACCAGCAGGACAACAGUGUCCUCAGAGACCAGCAAGACAACAGUGUCCUCAGAGACCAGCAAGACAACAAUGUCCUCAGAGACCAGCAGGACAACAAUGUCCUCAGAGACCAAAAGGACAACAAU